AUGACCACAAUCACUAACCACGACUGCUCCGUGUCUGGCAGCACAAACGUUGCCCAGCUGGGCGUACGACAGUGCGGACCAGCUUCCGGCAGCACUACCAUCUCCGCGUGCACCAUUUCAACUGUACAUAUAGCCUACUCAACUUACGACCAAAUCGUGUUACGACCGGUCCGCGGUCCCGACCGUGGUCAUAAGUCGAGCACUAGCUGUACUCCAUCAUUCCUCUAUCUGGUUCUCUUGGUACUUGGGCUUCAUGCCGCAGUCCACUGUGCACCACCUGAAGGCAAAGUAACUACCUGCCAUUCACCCCAACAAAAUGCCACUGUCUAUACAAUGUCGUCCAUUAAUACUGACUUUGCAUUCAACUUGUACCGGAGUUUCCUUUUGACCCCAGGUAAGAACAUCUUCUUUUCCCCUUUGAGCCUUUCUGCAGCUUUGGUUCUGCUUUCCUUUGGGUCCUGCUCCAGCACCCAAACUGAGAUUAUGGAAACCUUGGGGUUCAACCUCACAGACACUGCAAUGUUAGAGAUCCAGCAGGGCUUCCAGAACCUGAUCUGUUCACUGAAUUUUCCAAAGAAAGAAUUGGAAUUGCAGAUAGGAAAUGUCGUCUUCAUUGGGAAGCAUCUGAAACCAAUGGCAAAGUUCUUGGAUGAUGUCAAGACCCUUUAUGAGCCUGAAGUCUUUUCUACCGACUUCUCCAAUGUUUCUGCAGCCAAGCAGAUUAACAGUCAUGUGGAGAUGCAAACCAAAGGGAAUGUUGUGGGUCUAAUUUAAGACCUCAUACCACACACUAUCAUGAUCUUAGUGAACUAUAUUCAUUUUAAAGAUGACAUGACUAAUGGAAAAGUUCUUGGUGGCACUAAUAUCAGUUUAAAAUAA
This is a messenger RNA of Cebus imitator (Panamanian white-faced capuchin), 879 nucleotides long. It is a transcript of the gene SERPINA7, whose product is annotated as serpin family A member 7. The record is from RefSeq and is a predicted model, not a curated record. Lineage: Eukaryota; Metazoa; Chordata; Mammalia; Primates; Cebidae. Gene Ontology annotation, molecular function: serine-type endopeptidase inhibitor activity. Gene Ontology annotation, biological process: negative regulation of endopeptidase activity.